Molecule: messenger RNA, 6013 nt
Organism: Paramuricea clavata
Lineage: Eukaryota; Metazoa; Cnidaria; Anthozoa; Malacalcyonacea; Plexauridae
Source: the annotation of a GenBank genome assembly
AUGACCCGAAGAUCUGAAUCGGUCAAUCAACCUGGAACAGUCGAACGAAAUCCGCAGUAAGUCCAGUAAUACUACACAGAAUUCUCAACACUUUAAUUAAUAUAGACAAUAUUUAUUUAUAAUAUAGCAUUUGUAAAUUCUGAACGCUGAUUGGCUAAGAGCCGUGUUGAUACAACUCAAUGUCAACACGGGAAAUUUACCGCCGCUUGUAAACACGGAAAUUUUUCUUAUCCUUCGGGCUUUUGACAUUGCUAUAUUAUAAAAAAAAUAUAAAACAUUUUUUCCGUAUUGAUAUAUAUAGUUAUAUCAACACUCGUGGAAGUUGGGAAAACUCGAAAUUGUAUGAUCCAUACAAUUUCGAGUUUUCCCAAUUCCACUCGUGUUGAUAUAACUGUAUAUCAACACGGAAAAUGUUUUAUAUUUGUUAAAUACAAACUGAAUAACUUUCUAUAUUUUUAAUUUCCAAAUUCUAUACUUUGUAUUUAAAUAUACACUGUACCUGCCCAAUCCAAAAUAAUUUUGGCCAUGGCUUUUUUCGUUUGAUACUAACAGAGGAUAGUAACUUCAAUACCAACUGCAUAUUUUACAAGUUACAAAGCUCCUUCGUGAAGAACAGUUGAGAUACACAUUUUGUGGAUAUAUUUUACAUUCUGUUUUUAUCGCUCUUUUUUCACAGAGAAAACCCUAUUUUCCUCAAGAUUACCGUAAAAAAACACAUUAACCUUCAAUUUGUUUUGAGAAAUUGCUGAUAUAAAGCAAUCGGUAGUUUCAGCUCUACAAAUUUAUAUUGACAACAAAAUGUCAUUUUUUUGUUUUUUUCCGCCAUCUUGCAUUCCUCAUCUGUACUGUUGACAGAAAGCCAUAAGAUGAAGUACCAAAGCAUCGGCUGACACAUGAAAACAUUGCUCGUGGACUCGUGCGUCCUUUCCAGAAAGCUGCCUGUGGUUGAAGUCCACACGUGGCAUUUCCGCAGUUGUUCUUCAAUUUUUGCUUUAUUUAAACACCAAAUUCUGCGAACAACAAGAAUGAAGGCAGUUUGCAUCCUUAGUUUACUUUUGGUAAGUUCAACUUCAUUUUUAAACCUGGUAUAAAACACGAUCUUGCAGCCAUCAACAUGACCUCAAAUGAGCAAGCAGUGACACAAUGACAUUGAUUUAUAAUUUGUUUAAUAUGUAUUUUAAUAUAUUGUUGAUGUUUUAUAGUGCGUUUUUAUCGUGGAAUGCAAGAAACAGAAAAAUAGUGAUAGGAAAGAUAUUAUAAUUAUUGAUGAUGUAAAAUUUUUCAAGAAAGUUAUGAAAACGCAUACUAAUCUUCUGGUGUUAUUCUCCCAGUCAGGUAGGUCACUAUGGGUGAUUAAUAAAUAUGUCAACUAUGCUAUUUAUUAAUAUAUUACAGUGCGUCUACUGUAAGUGGGGCCACUUAGAGAACACUAACCAAUCACAUUGCAGAACAGAAAGUGAAAAAAUCAACAAACGGCGCAUUAGCCAAUCAGCAUUAGGCCAAAAACAAUUCGAACAAAUAAACGAAUGUCAAACGGUAAAAAUAGACAUGUAAAAGUAAACAUUGCAGUUAAUGGCUUUCUGAAUCUUUCUUUUGAUUGGACGAGCUUUAGUUUGAUUAGAUUUUUCUUUCUGUUCUGCAAUGCGAUUGGUUAGUGUUCUCUAAGUGGCCCCACUUACAGUAGACGCACUGUAAUACAGCAGGAAGCCAAGCUUUAUUUCCAUAUGAUUGAUUAGUUCUGCAAUCAAUGAAAAACUGAAACCCACUCAGUUCCAAAUAGUAGAGUGUUUGAGAGUUUUCUCUCAUAAAGUAAGAAUGGAUUUGAAGGACAAAAUAUAUUUUCAACAUUAAUCUAUUGAUUAACAAAGGGGAGAGUGCUCAUAAUGUUAAUCUAUCAGCCCAUGCAUGUCUAGUUAACCCACUGGCUUACUUUAUUGUUUUACUCUGUCUAACACCACACAAUUUCAUUCAUCAACUGAGGACUGUGCUGUCACUCAGUGGGUUAACAGCCUUUCUACAUGGAGGAAGGUAACCCUCUUGACAGUGUCAUUCUUCUAGAAGGUUCACAACAGUUAUAUUAUGUUGCCUCCAGUGCUUACCUCACUUAUGUAAACAAAUAAAAAACAUAUUGUUAUACAUUUGUAAGUUAAUUAAUCAUACUUGCAAAAUAAAAUAUGCCUGUGCCAGGGCUUUUAUCUCCUUUAACCCAUUGAAACCGCCGCAAUGCACCCCAGUGCACUUUACUUAUUUUUUUACUUGUCUAAUGCCAGACGAUUUUACUCAUCAGUGGGGAAGCUCUGCAGCUUAAUGGACUAAUAGGAAGGGAUGCCGGAACGAUGUGAAGGCAAGGGGGGGGGGGCAGAUUUUCAUGAAAGGGCACUUUUAAAUUGAGAUAUAUUAAGAGAUGUUUGCAAAACAUCAGGAGUUGAACUUUGCCCAAUCAUGUUUUCUAUUUAUUGGAUGAUAGGGGUGUGAGGGGGUUCUCCGCCAGGCGAUUGUGCUAUUCUUGAAGCUCGAUGACUGCAUUUCUUGCGUUUUCUGAAGCAAAUUCGUAAAAGAAUUGCACUAACAUUUCUGACAAUUCGCUAUUUCGCCAAGGCAAUCCUUUAAAUUGAAAGGGCACAUUAGCCCCUCCUGGUAAAGGGCAACGGGGGCGGCUUCCCCUCCUGCCCCCCAGUAGGGUUGGGCGAUAUUUCGAUAUUUUGAUUUAUCGCGAUAUUUUCGAUCACAAUUAUCGUAUCGAAGGUAGAAACUUGAGCGACGAUAUAUCGAAAUUAUCGUCAUGCUCGAUGACUAUCGUGAUAUUGCUUCGCAUGUGUAUAUAGCUAUUAUAAAAUCCUAAACAAUUCUUUCAAUUCCCUAGAAAAUAUAGUUUUUAAAAGAAUUAAAACUAUUUCCUGAAUUAAAUACGAAUUUAAUACGAUACAAAAGCUAAUAUUUAUGUAUUAAUCUGCUGAACAAUGGAAUUGCAGGCUUUGCUUGCGCUGUGUGCCCACGGCAUUUGUGCCAGCGGAGACACAGUAGACACUGCAUAGACAGUUCCAGUUUAUGAACAGUAAAUAUUAGACUAGAAAAAGCAUUCGUAGUACUUUAAUUUGUUGUUUUACUUGUUGUUAAUAAGAUUAUAUAUAAGCUUGCUAUGUAAUAAUGAUAUUAAUUAAAAUUGAAAAAAUGUGGUCAUUGCUUUUAUUGCAUUUAUCGCGAUAUUAUCGAAUAUCGUGAUAAUUUCCUUGGCAAUAAUCGUGAGGUGAUUUUUUUAAUAUCGCCCAACCCUACCCCCCAGUUCCGGCAUCCCUGCUAAUAGGCAUCAAUUCUUGCAAAGGACAUUUGCUUGAAUUGUUAACUUGUCUCACUCAAUUGCAUGUGAAAACAGUACCGGUACUUGCAGUUUUGUCAUUGUUUUCCAGGAUGUUAAUUGUUUCUUCUGCAGUGAGCUUUGAAUGACUACAUGAUGUAAAACUAUUAAUUUAACAAACUUUAACAUACACAUUAUGUAUUGUACCGGUACCAAGUAUUGUACAUGGUGUACCCACAAGUUUAUUAAUUAAUUUAAUAAUUGUAGUGAUCAUUAUAAUAUUUUAUUAGAAACUCCCAAAGGGUUUUUCAGUUCUAAGUUAUGUACAUGAAUAACAUGAUUAAUAUCUAGAGCUAAAAGUAAUAAAUUUUAUUACGACUAUUUUUCCUUAGUCCUCUCUUAAAAGUAUGUAAGCAACUUGUCAGUAGUAUCUUGAGGAAGCGAGUUCCACAAACUAAUGGCACAAUAUGAAAAUGUAUGUUGUCCCAAAUUUGAUCUAUAAGCUGGGAUAUCUAAACUAGCUUUAUUCCUAGUAUUACGGCCAUGUCCUGAAGACCAUGUUAUAAACCAAUGUAACUACAGUAGGGUUAUCCCUUAAUUAACACACUUGAAUGCCAAAAUUGGACCAAUUAACAAAUGUAACACAAUUCCAAAAUUUACCAUUUCCAUGACCACUGAUUACUGCCUGGAGAAGCCUAAAGUUUGUGUACAUUUGUUAAGAAAUAAUUGCAAUAGUUAUAUGUUCUGCAAUUAUUGUAUAAUCAAUCCGACAAUCCUCUAUUGUUGACAUCAGUAUCGAAACUAAACAAUUAAUAGUGUGGAAUAGAAUAGAGAAUGUCUUAUAAAUUUCAUUGAUGAAGAACAAUUUUUGACAGGAUGUUUAUAUCAUGAACGUACUGUGGGCCUUGUGGGGAUGAUUAUUUGUAAGUUUAAAAUUUGUUAAAAAUUUUAAAUCUACCCUCAAAAUGCGGGAAAUACCAUUUCUGAUACACCAGAUUUUAAAAUUUUCUGGGGGGUAUGCUUCCGGAUCCCCUUAGUGAUUUGUCAGUGCAAAAACCUGUUUUACCUGCCCUGCUCACAACUGUGGAGAACCCUGUUAUGAGACCCAGAUGUUUAUGAGAGCAGGGACGUUGCUAUAGGGUGUGUGUGUGUGGGGGGGUGUAACACCCCCAAUAAUUCAAACGUUGGUCAAAGUUGGUCAAAAUGGAACUGAUAUUUGCCCAAAGUUGGUCAAAAUGGAACUGAUAUUUGCUUAAAAUUGAAGGUAAAACUCGGACAAAUUUGGUCAAAGUUUGGGAUAAAAGACGGUCGAAGUUGCUCAAAGUUAUGAAAUGGUUCGCAAUUUUAACAAUUUUAAAGCUUUUGUUAUGUUUGCGGUGAAAAAAUUGGAAUAUUUGCUUAUCUUGGUCGAAAAAUUUUGAAUAUGCUCAUGUUAGUCCGGAAAAUCGUAGGAAAUGUUGGUCAAAGAAUGACGCCCGCCCCCCCCAAAUGUUGAUGGGUCCUACUAUAAAUUACUGCCACGAGACUGCCCGGGAACUGCCCGAGACUGCCCGGGAACUGCCCGGGGACUGCCCAAGACUGACUGCCCGGGUAAACACCGUAACAUAACGUUAUUUAUUAUACAGUAUAGUAAGGCAGUGUGCUCUUGUUUUAAAACGCUUAGCUAGUACAUGUAUAAAAGUUUUUUUCAAAACAAAGCUACGUUGCUUGCAACCAUUGACCGGCAUUUUCCGCCGAAGUUCGUUUUUAAAUUUUUAUUUAAAACAGGAAAAACAAUUUUUUCUCAAAAAUGUUAGAAAUUAGCCAGGUUAGGAAUGUAAAAUAUGUAUACUAAUUAAGGUAAUUAGCGGAAACACCGUUUCCUUGGUAUAAUGACUUUGUUUUGGUAAAAAUGGUCAUGUAUGUAUUGCUGUGGCUUGCAUGACUUUGUCUUUGUAUAGUUACCAUAUCGCAUGCUUCCAUGCAAUGGCAAUGUUUUUUCUCUAUAUACUUUCCUUGAUCGAAUCCGAUAAUUUCUCCUCCAUUCGUUAUUAAAGUAAAAUUGAAUAUUUAGAUUUUUGUUAAUUCAAAUUUCAUGCAGUAGAUUGGAAGAUGGUUACAUAAUUAUUAAUCUAUAGCACAUGGCGGUAAAUUUACGAAUGUAGACUUCAGUAAUGGGGCAAUAAUUGAGGGGGAAAUGUUGCUCAAUAUAUCACUAUAGCUCAAAGAUUUCACCCCACAACAAGUUGUUUCCUUUUUUUUGAAAACACCUUUUGUAUACAAGAAGUAAUACAGACGAAAGGUAAGCCACCAUGUGUUGUACUUUAUCUGGAAGAUAAUUUAAAAGACAUACGCCAAUUUUGUACAUCCAGUGCUCGCAAUCCCAGUGUUCUUGGAAUAGAUCGAACAUUUAAUCUUGGUGCGUGUUUUGCGACUACUCUGGUAUACCAGCACAAUAAUUUAAUAAGAAAAGGGGCAAGUAAUCCCCCAAUUAUGCUUGCUGCAAUUUAUUUACACUGGGAUGGACUUUACACAACAUACCACAGAUUUUUUUCGCAUCUUCAAAGUAAGUUAAAUGUUGACAUCGGUGGAACACAGCUCUCUAAAAUUGUUAUUGGAUCUGACGAAGAGGCCGCACUUACGAAAGCAAUAAAACAGUGUUUUCCAUCGUCUGCGAAUAUACUUUGUUCGCGCCAUUUAGAGGAGAAUGUUCGCCGAUAUUUGACAAACAAUAUUGGG